Molecule: messenger RNA, 2507 nt
Organism: Monopterus albus (swamp eel)
Lineage: Eukaryota; Metazoa; Chordata; Actinopteri; Synbranchiformes; Synbranchidae
Gene: rtn4r
Product: reticulon 4 receptor
Exons: 2
Coding region: 531-1931 (466 amino acids)
Biological process (GO): positive regulation of Rho protein signal transduction
Cellular component (GO): plasma membrane; external side of plasma membrane
Molecular function (GO): ganglioside GM1 binding; ganglioside GT1b binding; protein binding
Source: RefSeq, a predicted model, not a curated record
ACACUGACGCGCACCAGUGCAGCCGACAUCCGCGCGCAUCCACCACACACUUUUCUCCGUGUACUUGGGAAAUAUACACCGGGACAAGUGAUCGGACUGGAUAUAUGCUGCGAUUUUAAAAGAUGGAUCCAAUAUUAUUUUUUUUCCUGUGUCGCUGAUUCUCCACUUCUGCGUAACACUUUGAGCUCUUCUCUGGAGCUCUGCGCGCGUCCUGUAUUUUGAGGAGGUGUCGACUGGCGUGUCGACUACUGAUCCCAAUUUGGAUGUUUAUUGCUGACUGUUUUUAAAUCCCUUGUCCAAAUGACUGAGCUCGGGUGCAGCCGGAAACGUGGCUCCCCACUUGGGAAGACCUACGGCUAAAGUUUUGAAGGGUGCAGGGAUGCUUUAGGCUGUCCGUCUCCCACCGUGCACUGGAUCUGCAAUUGCCCAUAAAUUGCAAUAAACAGCGGAUAUCCUAGCUGUCUCUGCGCGCUCUGGGAUUCAUUCUACUUGGAUUUAUACAUCUGCUGGAUUUCACCCCCAUCUAAAUCAUGAAGACCGUUAUUAUGGAUGGGGGACGACUCCUGUUUCUGGUAAUGUGGCUGAAUCUUGUGCCUCAAACUGACAGCUGCCCUGCCAAGUGUAUGUGCUACAGUGAGCCCAGGCCCACUGUGGCCUGCCAACAACAAGGACUCUUUUCUAUCCCAACUGAGAUCCCUGUGCGGAGCCAGCGGAUAUUCCUCCAGACCAACAAGCUAACGGUAGUGAGGUCUACCAGUUUCAGCUCUUGCCACAAUCUCACUGUUCUCUGGCUCUACUCUAAUAACAUCAGCUAUAUCGAGGCCGGGGCCUUCUACGGCUUAGAAAAACUUGAGGAACUGGACAUCGGAGACAACAGCAACCUCCGCACCAUCAGCCCAACAGCGUUCCGGGGCUUAACUAAGCUGCACACCCUCCAACUGCACAGGUGCGGUCUGUCAGAGCUUCCUGUUGGGGUUUUCAGAGGAAUGUUCUCGCUACAGUACCUUUACCUGCAGGACAAUAAUAUUCUAACCCUGCAUGAUGACACUUUUCUGGACCUUGCCAACCUCACCUAUCUCUACCUUCACAAUAACAAGAUCAAGAUAGUGGCAGACAACAUGUUUCGAGGCUUAAUCAAUCUGGACCGGCUGCUUCUACACCAGAAUCGGGUUAUCUAUGUCCAACCCAGGGCUUUUCAUGACCUUGCAAAGCUGAAGUCCUUGUUCUUAUUCUUCAACAAUCUUACCGUCUUGACAGGGGAGACAAUGGACCCGCUGGUGUCCCUCCAGUACUUGCGCUUGAAUGGUAACCAGUGGAUCUGUGACUGCCGUGCAAGGACCUUGUGGGAUUGGUUCAAACGUUUCAAAGGUUCCAGCUCUGAGUUGGAGUGCAAUGUUCCUGAGUUUCUGGCAGGAAAAGACCUGAAACGAUUAAAAAGUGAAGACUUGGAGGGGUGUGUGGAAAUGCCUCAAAUCCAGACCACUCUAUUCAGCUCCAAGACACAGUCUGGAAAAUUCCUUUCCACUGAAAAUCCUCUGGGAGACACAAUUCCCAGGUGUUGCCUUGGAGAUAAUGACAAAUCCUCUAUCCUGUCUGGCAAGAGCCGCCAAAUCACUAACAACCCCCUUAAGGAAAAGGAGAACAUGUCCAAGACUAAAUAUAAGGAGCCAGAACGAACAAAAAAUGAGACCCAGAAUAAGCAGAAUGAUGGACCAUUGGGAACCUUGUCCAACACCCUGGACAAGUCUUUGGAAAAUCUAAACCCUGACCUCAUAGACAAUCUGGAAUCAUCUACAGCAUCAAAUAAAAAGAAAAAGAAGUGUUCCAAAAAGCCCAAAUCAGACACCCAGUGCAAAAAUCAGGGUUCUGCUUUGCUAGUGCUGCGCUCUCUCUUCAUUCCCAUGAUCUGGAUAUCUCUAGCCAUGUCUUAGGACUCCUGAUCUCACUCUGAAUACAGGACUCAAGAUUGUUGAUGCUCAUGACAAUGAUACAGUGACAUCUGCUAACAGGCAGUGACUGAAAAGCAAGGAGUCACGCUGACCCAAUGUGGGUGAGGACAAACAAUACUGAAGACGUUAAGAGUACAUUUAACAAAAUGGAUGCCUUUACAGAACAAUACAACUCUAAUGUAUAUAAUGAAUUGGUGCCCAAAAUUGUUUGUUAACUGUACUGUGUCCAAGCUACACUUUGGAGAUUCCUCCCUUGUUCCCUCUCAAAAGCUUUUACUGCUUAGACAGACCAUGGAAGACAGAAAAGAAGACAAAAACAAAAAACAAAAACAGGAAGUCGAAGACAGCACACACAAAAAUGUUGGGUCCACUUAAUGAUGAUAAAGAAUCCCCCCAUUAUUUAUUCAAAGUGAUGCAUUUGUUGGGUAAUGUUAUGUUUUUAUGUUUCUAAAAAUGUUUUCCUCCCCCAGUUUUAGUUCUACUUUCACGAGAGAAAGGAUAUAAGGGUAGCAUUUACCAAAAGGAUGCUGUCGAUUUGUUUAUUGAGAUCGCAAUGGA